Molecule: messenger RNA, 5591 nt
Organism: Trachemys scripta elegans
Lineage: Eukaryota; Metazoa; Chordata; Testudines; Emydidae
Gene: SHH
Product: sonic hedgehog signaling molecule
Exons: 3
Coding region: 224-1504 (426 amino acids)
Biological process (GO): oligodendrocyte differentiation; smoothened signaling pathway; cell fate specification
Molecular function (GO): calcium ion binding; patched binding
Source: RefSeq, a predicted model, not a curated record
UUGCUACCAUUAAAAUCAGACCCUUUUUGUCUCUCGAUUGCUGUCUCACGACCAAACUCCGAUGUGUUCCGUUAUCAGCGACCUAAAGCCUGCCAUUCCAACACCUGUCUUGCUAGGGAUCGGUGGAUAGUGUACGAUUCAGAAAGCAGACAAGGACGUAGGAAGAGAGAUCUAGAGAGACAGCCAGGGAUAGACACAGAGAGCUUUGAAGUAAUUGGAUUCAAUGGACGAAAUGCUGCUGUUGACAAGAAUUCUGUUGGUGGGCUUCAUCUGCGUUCUUUUGGUCUCCUCUGGGCUGACUUGUGGACCAGGCAGGGGUAUUGGAAAAAGGAGACACCCCAAAAAACUGACCCCUUUAGCCUAUAAGCAGUUUAUUCCCAAUGUGGCAGAGAAGACCCUAGGGGCCAGUGGAAGAUAUGAAGGGAAGAUCUCAAGAAACUCCGAGAGAUUUAAAGAACUAACCCCAAAUUACAACCCUGACAUUAUUUUUAAGGAUGAAGAGAACACUGGAGCUGACAGACUGAUGACUCAGAGAUGCAAAGACAAGCUGAACGCCCUGGCUAUCUCGGUGAUGAACCAGUGGCCCGGAGUAAAGCUGAGGGUGACCGAGGGAUGGGAUGAAGAUGGGCACCACUCCGAGGAGUCGCUGCAUUACGAGGGCCGGGCCGUGGACAUCACCACCUCGGACAGGGACCGCAGCAAGUACGGCAUGCUGGCUCGGCUGGCGGUAGAGGCUGGCUUCGACUGGGUCUAUUACGAGUCCAAGGCCCACAUCCACUGCUCCGUCAAAGCAGAGAACUCGGUGGCCGCCAAGUCGGGCGGCUGCUUCCCGGGCUCGGCCACGGUGCACCUGGAGCAGGGCGGCACGAAGCGGGUGCAGGACCUGAGCCCCGGGGACCGCGUGCUGGCGGCGGACGCGCAGGGCCGGCUGCUCUACAGCGACUUCCUGGCCUUCCUGGACCGCGAGCACGGCGCCCCCAAGCUCUUCUACGUGAUCGAGACGCGGCAGCCGCGCGCCCGCCUGCUGCUCACCGCCGCCCACCUGCUCUUCGUGGCGCCCCCGCACAACCACUCCCAGCCCGAGCCCGAGCCCGCCCGCAGCCGCGCCCUCUUCGCCAGCCGCGUGCGGCCGGGCCAGCGGGUCUACGUGCUGGGCGAGGGCGGCCGGCGGCUGCUGCCCGCCGCGGUGCACAGCGUCUCCCUGCGGGAGGAGGCCUCGGGGGCCUACGCCCCGCUCACGGCCCAGGGCACCAUCCUCAUCAACCGGGUGCUGGCCUCCUGCUACGCCGUCAUCGAGGAGCACAGCUGGGCGCACUGGGCCUUCGCCCCCUUCCGCCUGGCCCACGCCCUGCUGGCCGUGCUCUCCCCCAGCGCCAGCCUGCCCGAGGCGGAGCCCGCCCCCCCGGGCCUCCACUGGUACUCGCGCCUCCUCUACCGCAUCGGCAGCUGGGUGCUGGACAGUGACUCCCUGCACCCGCUGGGCAUGGCCGUGCAGUCCAGCUGAGAGCAGAGCAGCUCCGCCCCGCCACCGCCGCCAGGCCCAGGCAGCCGAGAGAGAAAGAGAGGGGGGAAAAAAACAAACUCACAGGAAAAAGAAAAGGAAAAACAUAUUUUUAAAGGCGAGCACGGCUUAAGACAUAAUAAUAAUAAUAAAAAUAAUAAUAAAGUAGGACAGUCCAAAGUAGACUUUAAGGAAAAUAAAGACCCCGGGAAGUUUUGUUCUGUUUAGUUUAUAAAUAUAUUAUAUAUAUAUUUUUAUUUGGUUGGUUAUUUUGUUCUGUUCUCUUGGUUGUUGUUUUGUUUUUCCUCCUCUCCUGGAUAUUUAUUGGUUUGGUAUUUUGAAUAGAUGUUUUAAAAUGGAUAUGAACCGGACCUUCAAGAGCCUUAAGAAGUUUCUUUGAUAAUUUAUUAUCACCUGAACUGCACUCACAGGGGAAAACAUUAUUUUGUGAGGCCAAGCAAAACGGCGCAGAGUCUAUUUUUCUACAUGUCACAUGUGUCCUGACUUUCAGAAAGCAAAAUUCUGUACUUUUCCCAUCCCUCCAUUGCAAUGCUCCUUCUUUUCAGCAAGUCUAAACACAAACAAAAGACAAACUUCAUGGGGUCCAUAAAUUAUAUUUUUGUACACAGAAUUGUAAAUUAGAUUUUUUUGAGAGAUCAAUACUUAACUUGAAUCACAUUUCGUUUUUGAAAUAGUGUAAAAUAUGAGAAUAUAUUAUUUUAAUUUAAAUAGUUUCAACUGUAACAUCAUUUCCUGUAUUGUUUUUCAUGUUUCUUAAAUAUUUUGCUUUGUAAAAACACCAUUUGGCCACGUUCUUGGAAGUCAAGACUGUUACACAAACUUUUUAUUUACAAAACCGUAAGAAACUUUGUUAUUUUUAACGUAAAAAAAAAGAAGAAAUGUAUUAGAAAAUAAUAUUUUUUAAAAAAGCGCACAUGGCGGUGAUUCUGUGACGAAGGAGAGGGUAGUUUGUACAGAAGGGAAAAAAGGAUGUUUUGCAUUAAUAAAUUGAGAAAUAACUGCUGUAAAUUUACUAAAAUGUAUUUUUGAAUAUUUUGUAAUAGUUUUAAUAGUUUUAUAGAAAUAAAAAUGUGCCAUGCACAGUCUGGUUAGUAUAUAAUAACUAAGAGUUCCUGGUGCAUCCCAUUUUUUUUCUUUUUGCUUAUUGGUUUAGGAAACGUGAUACCUAAAGAAAUGCCCAUUGUUUUCUUUAGAUGUAUUGCUUAUACUUUGAAUUCUGCUAAACUUAAGGAAGUAACCAAAUACAUCACAUCAGCUCUUGGGAAACCUCAGAUUUGUUGUACUAACAGUAGAACCUCACUUAUUCGCACUAAUGACUAGCAGACACAUUUUGGAUUACUGCAGUCUGGACCAAGUCUUGCCACCCUUUCUCAGGCAAAGCUCCACUGUUCCAGAUUCUGUGUUCACUUAAGAACUCAUCCAAAGACCACUGAAGGCAAUGGGAAUCUUUCCAUUGACUUCUCAGAGGAGUACAUUGGAUCAUUAAAGCAAGCUAAUCUGCAAGUGAACCAUGGUGCCCAAGAAGAGCCCCAGUGACUUCUAUUAGUUUGCAGAAAUGGGGUUCUCAACUGAUGUAAAUCUGGUGCAACCACACCGACUUCAAUGAGUUACUCUGGAUUCACACUGCUGUAGCUGAAAGAAGAAUCUGGCCAGCAGAUUUCAGUGGCUGUCUUGCCUGAGUAAAGAUGCAGGGAUUGGAGCUUUUUUAAAAUCAACGAGGAAGAGAAAAAACCCACAAUAUUCAAACAAACAAGGAUGUGACAUCACCAAAUCUACUUUUUCAUUUAUUCUGAUGUAUUAUUUAGUUAUAACUAUUUAUGAUACUUCACACUAUAUUAGUAAAUGUACUGGAGUGUAUUCUGUAAAAUUAGUGAUGCAAUCUGAGUAAUACGUGAUUUCACUACUGUACUCAAGAGAUGAAAUCUUUGGGGUCUGACUACCAGGCUUUUGGUGAGAAUUGUCACAUGUGCUGAUUAGCAAGGUGCCAGUUAGCGAGGUUCUGCUGUAUUUGCUGAUAUCUCCCUACACCUCAAAGGACAUUUUUCUAUUUCAAAAAAUUUGGCAAAACAGUGUGUGCAUUUCAGAUAAGAACACAAUGUAAGGGAGACUUUCCUUGAACACUUUUUCUUCGGUUUUGAUUACCAUUAGGAUGAUUACACUUAAGUUACCAUUUUGCUCCAGAAGUUUAGCAAAGUCCUCCCCUGAGCUGGAAAGCAACUACCUUGCACUCAGUCUUCCAAGAGGUCUGCUUGGGCUUUGAGGCUCUUGUAAGGUGGCAGUCUUGGGAGGAGGAGGUUCAUAAUUUUUUAUCCUCAAAGUGUGUCAGUUUCUGGAGCGGUAGUAGGCUGUCAUGGCUAAAUUCUGAUCAUGUGUACAUCAUGUACAAUUAAUUGACAAUUGGAUGUGCUCUCUGUCCUCUGACAGUCUCCGGUUUUGUGACCUCUUUUCCCUCAGAAGUGUCUGGGAUAGUGUGUACAUCGAUAGCAGAACCUGGGUGUGUAAGCUCUUUAUGCUCAGAGUGUUGCAGUGUCUUGGAGUUGUGAACUACCUGUGUCAGAAUAUAGUCGUCUCUUUGGGAGGAGAUUCAAUCUCUUGGCCCACCAUUUGUGGCACUGUUUUGAGGCCCAGUCCAGCUCUCACUGAAGUCAAUGGGAGCCUCUUCGUUGAAUUUAAUGGGUGUUAGAUCAGGCCCUUAGACAACAAUCUCCUUGAGCUCAAAGUAGGACAACAUCUGGGGUUUGUAAACUCUCUUACCUCAGAACAUGGCAGUGCCUAGUCACUCUGAACUCAGACUAUGACAGUGUCUGAGGCUGCAGAUUCGGUCUUCCUUCUUUGGCAAAGUCUGGGGCUAUAAUCAAUCUCAGCUCCAAAUGUAGCAGUAUUUGGAUCGUAACGUCUCCAGAAUCAGUUUGUGGAAGUGUCUGGACACAUAAUCACUUCAUGACCAGACGAUGAGAGUGGCUGAGGCUGUAAUCACUUUAAGCUCACUGGCAAUGCAUGGAGUUGUGCACUCUGCCCACAGAGUUUGGUCGGUCAGGGUUGUAAACUGUCUGCCACCCCGGAGUGGGAUAUUGCUUGAGAUUGUAAACUGCCCGGCCUUACAAAGUGAUGGCCUUGGGUUCGUAAAGUCAUUCUCAGCUGUGCUGUGUCAAUGUCAUUAGGGUUGUAAACUCUCUGCCAUUAGUGUAUGCUAAUACAUCUGGGGUUAUAAAUGCCCUGGGCUCAGAAUAUGGAUAUUUCUGGGUAUGUAAAAUAUGAUCUCAAAACAAAUGAAUUUUUAGGAGUUUUGUCCUUAAUGUGGCAGUCUGGGCAUCUAAGCUGUCUUACCAGUAUCUCUGACCAGCAGCUGGGGUUUUGUAAGGCCUCUACUGUUAGACUGUGACCGUGUCAAAGACUGUACUUCUCAGAGUUCACACUGUUACAGUGUUCAGGGAUGCAGGCUAUUGAACUUAAGGCACGGCUGUGUCUGGGGCUGUACUAUAAAUCAGAAAUGUUAGAGUUGAAAAAGACCUAUUAGAUCAGAGCCCAUUCCCCUGAAAGGGUAGGACAUAGUCCCCAGACGUUGCUGCAGUUGAUCUUAGCCAAAAGGCCAAGAAGAGCUCAGCACUGCAGUGUGAGAGCAGCUAAGAUGCUGGGUUAUAUUAGGAUCAACUAUUUUAGCCAAGUAAAGAAACACUGCUGUGUUUUCAUUGCACAUAUUUCUAAUGACUAUAUGCUCCCCUCUCACAAUCCAUUUAUUACACCUCCUAUUGAUACCUUCAGAGCUUUAUGUCUUGAACACCCCUCCAUCUUAUGCAUUAGAAGUGCUUUGUUAGAUGGAUCAAUAGAGAAUCUAUAACUAAAGCUCUCUUAUGAAGGAACUACUGUCUUAACAUUGUGCAAAAAGUUUAGGAAAUGUCACAGUCCGUUUUCAGGGUCUGAGUUUGUAUAAAAUGUACAAAUAGUGGUGGCUACAGAAUAGCUUAUGACUAAAUACAUAUCUAUUACUGUUAAAAUAAUGUAUAAGAAUGUACUUGAAGCUAUUAUCCUUGUGCUCUGUUGUUUGAAUAAUUAAAGAAAUUACAGAGAC